AUGGCGGAGUCGCUGCGGCCCUUCCGCCUGCGCGGCUGCGGCGGCCCGCAGAAGUUCGGGGUGGCGGCCGGGAGCCUGCGUGGGUUGCUGAGGAAAGGCUGCCGGCUGCUGCAGCUUCCCUUGGCAGGCAGCCGCCUUUGCCUCUACGAGGACGGCACGGAGCUGACCGAGAGCUUCUUCCGAGCGCUGCCGCCGCAGACGGAGCUGGUGCUGCUGGGCCCCGGAGAGAGCUGGCGGGGCUGUGCCGGCGACAUCGAGCGGCUCCUGGCCGCGUUCUGCAGCCAGCAGGGCGCUGUGGUGGAGGCUGCGCGGAGGCUGCUGACGGACGAGCGGGCUCCCCACAGGCAGAAGCUGCUGGCGGAUCUCAUCCACAACCUGAGCGAAAACAUCCUGGCCGAGGACAAGGAAGACGACAAGAAAUGGUUUGAAGGGCUGGAGUCUCGGUUCAAGAACAAAUCCAGCUACAUGAGGCACAGCUGUGAGAGCAGAAUGCGGGGCUACAUGAGAGAGGUUAGUGGUUUUAUUUCAAACGUUCAUCCUGCAGCACGAGAUGCCUACAGAGGGAUAAUCGACCUGAUGGCAGAUAAACUGAAAUCUGUGAAGUACAACGGGUGCUACUUUGACAGAAGGGAGGAGGAGGAGGCAGCACGCCUGUGCACCGCAGAGGGGUGGUUCUCCUGUCAGGGACCUUUUGACAGAGAUGACUGCCCAUGUAAGCAUUCCAUCAACCCCUACAGCAACAGGGAAAGCAGGAUCCUCUUCAGCACCUGGAAUCUCGACCACAUAAUUGAGAAGAAACGUGCUGUUGUCCCAGAACUGGCAGAAGCUGUCAAAACACGAGAUGGGAGAGAAGUGAACUGGGAAUACUUCUAUCAGUUGCUGUUUACCCUGGAUAAUUUAAAACUUGUACAUAUUGCUUGCCAUAAGAAAACCAAUCAUAACCUCAGCUGUGACAAAACCAGAAUUUACAGAAAGAGGAAGCAAAUCCAUGAGAUUUCCUAGUGCUGUCUCUGGAAGGGACCUGCUGCUUUUUUCAAUCAUGUCAGUCUGUUGUUUUUAAAUAGCUCAAAUUUCUUAAAUAAGAACUAUUUGAGAGUCCCUGGCACAAGACUGGCUGGGUAACCCAACCAGAGCCUCACAAAGCACACUCCAAUAUCCAUUUAAUUCUCCUCUCCUGCCUUCCCACUCCUUACAAGCUUCCCUCAGUUCCAUUCAAGUGUGAUAACGGUAUAAAAUGAGCUGACACUGAUUCUACCCUGUCAUCUCAGGCCAGCGUUGGCCCAAAACUCACAGUAUACAGAAAUGAAACUUGGACAAAACAUUUCUUACAAACGAACCUGCAGGGGCUCAUAGACUCCUAUUUCUCUGGAGAUUAAGCCAAACAAAGGAUUUAGGAUCAUGUUUUACUCUGUGCCUUUUGCAGGUAGCAACCAGUGUAUUUCAGGAACGCCAAAGGUGGUUCAGCAGCAAAGCUGCCACCUCACUUGUGCCAAACUCCUGCCCUCAUCCCCACCUGCUCCUUUGCCACUGCUUCAGACAUACAUGUCCCAGAAAGAGGAGCAAGGCCAUGGCAUAUUCCCACAUUUUUGCUUUUCCCACCUUUGAUUGCCAUCGCCCUCUCCUUUCUAACACUUCCUCCCUCUUCAGCUUGAGUUUGCUUGACACACAACCAGCAAGGACAGCUAUAAUGAUCAUGUUUACAGUAAUGUUCACCCACUGCCUUGGAGAAUAUUGCUUUGGUAAAACAUUUCCUACCUCAGGCAGCAAAUCAGGAAUAGUUCAAUUUUUUACUUGAAUUUUUUUUUAUACCAGCUGAUAACAACUGAACUUUUGGAAUUGUCAGUGUAAACCGUGUGAACUUUUUAAAUAAAAAAAAAAUGCCCUUGCA
Molecule: messenger RNA, 1888 nt
Organism: Sturnus vulgaris (Common starling)
Lineage: Eukaryota; Metazoa; Chordata; Aves; Passeriformes; Sturnidae
Gene: DFFB
Product: DNA fragmentation factor subunit beta
Biological process (GO): apoptotic process; apoptotic DNA fragmentation
Cellular component (GO): nucleus; cytoplasm
Molecular function (GO): DNA endonuclease activity
Source: RefSeq, a predicted model, not a curated record